AUUAGGCCAGCGGCAGCGACACUUGUUAAAGCGUAGCUCGAGGAGGAUGGCACGAGCCGAGGAGCCUUGCAAAUAAAGCCACACCCCUGUACCAGCCGAGGCAAAGAGGAGAGGUCGAUGCCGAUGGAGGAGCACGUUGUAGCUCUGCUGUUUCCUCAAAUGGCUUCCACCCACAUAGCUCUCCACUCCGCCGCGACUAGAUCCGGUGCCCGUAAUCGCACUAGCAGUUAGGUAGGUGCCUGAUCGAAGUGGGGUCACGUCCUUGUUUGCCGGAACGAGCUUCUGAUCGGUCUGCGAACCUGCGACUGCCGGAGUGUUCGUUCGUACGUUAUACGGUCAGCAUCAUGGCCGGGAUGCUCCCUGGCGUGGAGUGCGCGCGGCGGCGGCGGAUGUGGCAGGGCGGGGGCACCGGGGCGGAGCAGACGGCCGGGGGCGCGAGGCGGCUCUCCUUCUGCCUCUACGCGGCGGGGCACGGCGCCGCCGCUCAUCACCACCCCGUGGGCGCCGGCAAUUCCGGCAGCAAGAGGAGCGACGCCAUGGAGCUCGUUCACGGCUGGACGCUGGACAGCAAUGCCCGGGAGGCCAAGGAGAGGCUGGAUCAGAAGCUCAGGAGCAAGACGGCAGACACCGUCAUCAAGAGGCAUCACAGCACCGGGAGCCUCAAGCUGAGCAGAGCAAAUGGAAGCGGCGCCGGAGCCGGAGGGGGCUCGGGCGUGCAGCGGGAGGUGUACUCGAAGAAGGGCGUGAUGAGGCGGCUGAUGCGGUGGAGCCGGCUGCGGUGGGAGGCGGCCGAGCAGGCGGAGUGCGCGGUGUGCCUGGACGAGUUCGCCGCCGGCGAUGUCCUGGCGCACCUGCCCUGCGGCCACCGCUUCCACUGGGCCUGCGCGCUGCCCUGGCUCGAGGGCGCCGUCUCCAACUCCUGCCCGUUCUGCCGCGCCGCCGUCGACACCGGCGCAAACGCCGCCUCCUAGCGACACCGCUGGGCCGUUGGUUUUGUGCCGGCCGACGUCGCAGGCUAGGAUGGCCGGCCGGUCGGCCGUUGGCUCGCCGCGCACAUGAUCACGCCACGGCAUAACUAUGCUUUGCGAUCUGAAUGUAUUGGAAUGCGUGGGUGAAGAAAGCCGCGAAAACCUCGGCGCGUGGCAUGCUUUUGGGUGCAUCCGUGCAUGAUCCGUCCUGCCAUUUCAGUUUUUCCGGCAAGGAGGUUGUUUUGGCGGGUGAGUGUACAUGCAUGUAACCGUUGUGUCUUACAUCAUCAAUCAAGAAAAAAGAUGUAGAUUAUGAGCUUAAUUAGUCAA
This is a messenger RNA of Lolium perenne, 1298 nucleotides long. RefSeq lists its product as uncharacterized. The record is from RefSeq and is a predicted model, not a curated record. Lineage: Eukaryota; Viridiplantae; Streptophyta; Magnoliopsida; Poales; Poaceae. Gene Ontology annotation, molecular function: ubiquitin protein ligase activity. Gene Ontology annotation, biological process: ubiquitin-dependent protein catabolic process.